Schistocerca piceifrons (Central American locust) is the source of this 1168-nucleotide messenger RNA. RefSeq names its product UPF0598 protein CG30010. Lineage: Eukaryota; Metazoa; Arthropoda; Insecta; Orthoptera; Acrididae. The coding region runs from base 151 to 828 and encodes 225 amino acids. The record is from RefSeq and is a predicted model, not a curated record. The transcript has 4 exons.
AGUAUUCGAUAGUCGAUUUAUCAGUUCCAAGUUGCAUGUAAACAUAAACAUAAAAGCGUAGUGAGUACAAUACAAAUACAAAUGUAAUAUGUUUGUGACAUUCACUGUAGAGGUUGUUUCCAAGAAAUAUUUUAUUCAUUAAUUCAAGAAAUGUGUUGUCUGCUACGCAACUUACGAACACUAAACCAAAUUCUGUAUGUCAACGUUUCUACGAAAGGAAAUAGUGUAUUCAAGAACUGGUCGAGAUGCGUUUCUUAUGUGCAAGGGCAGUCACCAGAACCGAACAUAAGGGAAUAUUUUUACUACGUAGACCACCAAGGAAUGCUGUUCCUGGAUGACUCCAGAAUGAAGAAUUUCACUUCCUGUUUCAAAGACAAAAAGUUCCUGGAAUUCUUUUUUAAACGCCUGAGGAUGAAUACAACAGGGCGCUACACAGAAGACUUUCCUUACUUGUCACUUUGUGGUCGAGAACGAAAUUACGUUAGAUGUGAUGAUUAUCCUAUUGUAUUCACUCAUGUAAUGAAAGACGCGCAGAUGAAUAAUGUCUUAAGUUAUGGCCAUGCUGGAAAUUUACUGACUGUUAAGUUUGAACCGGAGAAAGUUAUAAUGCUUCCAGAGACUGGGCGUGUUUAUCAUCCCGCACCGGAAAGAGUCGGUGGUAUUGGCUUAAUUAGAUCCAAGUUAGCAAUUGAAUUAAGUAAGUUUUUUAUAUUUGAAAAUGGUGAGCAACAAGAACCAACACAUUUAUCAUGGGAUGGUAAGAUAUAUGAGUUAAUAACGGAUUGGUACAAAGAAGCAAAACAGCAGGAACUUGAGUGUUCAAAUUAAAUUAGAUUCACCCAUAUAUUAUUGUGAGAGAAAUUACUGACAUGUUCAAAUCCACUUCCAAAGACAAAUAUUUCUAGCAACUUGCCUGAUGCUGAAUAUGUCAUCAGGCUUGCUUGGAUUGGAAGAUAAGUGAUUGUUUAUUGUAAAAUGUUGAGCUUCUUAAUUUCUUCAUAAAAUAAGAUGUAAAUUGGUUUAUACAAUAACUACUUCUUGUUACAUAGUACCUUUGGAGUAGCAAGUCACCAGUUCAAUUGUUAAUUGGCAUUGUUUAGUCCAGUAUUUGUGAUUGUUAUUAACACUGUUGUAUUUUUACAGAAUAAAGUUAUGUUUUUCCAAAAAC